UCAAACACAGGGGCACUGCUCAAGGUGGUCUCUUGUUGCGGGACACUUCACACGAGCGGCUAUUUGGACGGGAAGCUUUUAGACAGGACGCCUCGAAAGAAACCCAAGUGGGAGUUGAUUGAUGUUUGAUUAGACGUUAGCCUGUAUUACUACCACAUUUUAAUCGCUCCCCGGUUGGGAUAGCUGGAUAUUUUCCCGUGGGUCGCCAUGCUCCAUAGCGCUAUGACAUCAACUCCUUUUUCCGUGAGGGACAUUUUAAAACGGGGCCAACUUGAGAAUCAAUGCACAUUCCAGAUGUGUAACGUCUCAGUACGGGACUUUGAAGUUCCUACAUUGAGGGGCUUAUCCUGUGCAUAUCCCGCCCCAGCCACCCGGGAGCCACUGUACAGCCUGGACAUGGAAAUGAUCUCUCGUGGACUUGAGGGUCACAAAGACCUGGACAAUCCGAGGAGCUCCUGUGCUUCCCCAAUAGAAGACGAAUUGGAACAACAGGACGAAACGGAAAAUUACAGCCUGGAGCAUUCACCGGCUAGUGAAGGGAGAAAAGAGGAAUUAUGUGAACAACCGAAGCACAGACAGAGAAGAAAGCCUAGGGUUCUUUUUUCUCAAGCACAAGUCUUUGAGUUGGAAAGACGAUUUAAGCAGCAGAGAUAUUUGUCAGCUCCUGAGCGGGAACACCUGGCCAGCGUAUUAAAACUUACUUCAACCCAAGUGAAAAUCUGGUUUCAGAACAGGCGCUACAAAUGCAAGCGGCAGCGACAGGACAAGUCACUGGAGCUAGCUGGACAUCCUCCUCCACCCCGUAGAGUAGCAAUACCGGUCCUGGUGCGAGAUGGCAAACCCUGUGUUGGAGGAUCUCAGGCCUAUGGCGCACCCUAUAAUGUUACCAUGGGUCCCUGUCCGUACAAUGCUUACUACAGUGGAUACAACACAACCCCGUACAACUGUAGCUACUCUUCAGUGCCAAGUACGGCACCUCCUGCAGGCCAUUUAAUGAAUGUGAACUUCAAUCUGAGCAGCACUGCCCAGCUAGGAAGUCUAAAUCAACAGGGGCAAAUAUCUGGACCCUUACAAGGAAUACGUGCCUGGUAAUUUCAGCGGGGCACCUUUGCUUGAAAUUCUUUCUUCACAAUUACUGAACUUCUCAGGAAGUCCACAGACUAUCGCAGCAAGCUCAUCUCCCUUUAUUGGGCAGUGGGCACUUAAUAGGAAAAGAAACUGUAGCAGGAGAAUCUCCUUGAGAUAUGGACCUACUCAAUAGCUCACCUGCUCAAGUUUACGUGGAGAGUUUCUGCCUUUUUUAUAUUCCAUCAGAAAAUUGCCAUUUUAAAUAUUUUCAGAAUGAAUUGACUUUUCAAAUAAAUGUUAAUCCUUGACUAUUUUGUAGAUCUUCUUC
Messenger RNA from Polypterus senegalus (gray bichir), 1396 nucleotides. RefSeq names its product NK2 transcription factor related 7 (gene nkx2.7). Gene Ontology annotation, biological process: regulation of transcription by RNA polymerase II; cell differentiation. Gene Ontology annotation, molecular function: DNA-binding transcription factor activity, RNA polymerase II-specific; RNA polymerase II cis-regulatory region sequence-specific DNA binding. The record is from RefSeq and is a predicted model, not a curated record. The transcript has 2 exons. NCBI's taxonomy places the organism in Eukaryota, Metazoa, Chordata, Cladistia, Polypteriformes, Polypteridae. The coding region runs from base 208 to 1092 and encodes 294 amino acids. Gene Ontology annotation, cellular component: nucleus.